AUCCAUUGAAAAAACACAUGGAUUUCAUUUUCCACUGAAAACACAUUUCGAAUGCAAUGAAAUCUCAAUUACAUUAUACAUUACACUACAUUUAGCAGACGCUUUUGACCAAAGCGACUUACAAGGAGGACAUGUAAUCAAGUACAGCGUGUACAGAGUACAGUAGUGAUGUAGAACAGAUAGAGAACAGAAAAAUAAUGGAGGACCUAUGAAGUGGUUCUGUGGUGAAGUGUUGCCAGAUGUGUAUGAUCAAAUCCUGCCCAAAAGGUUCUAAAAAAAACACCAGAAUGCGCUAAAUUCCGCUCAAUUUCAACAAAUUGCAUUGAUUUCUAUGGGCACAAAACUGCAGAAAAAAACGCCAAAUGGCCAAUUUUUCCCGUUUUUACCUGCAGACGGCCAUCCCAAGUAGCCCAAUUGGGCGGGUAACCGCCCAAUCUGGCAACACUGGUGGUAUUGUGUGGGCACAGUGUGUGUUUCUUAAACCUCAAGAGCACAUCCCCUUAAUGAAUGGUAAAAAUAAUUCAAGGUGAAAUCAGAGGGCAGCACCAGCCGUCCCAUUUCUCAUGCCCAAAUCAAGCGGGACUGAUGUGCUGACUGGCCACAAGUGUGUCUAUAUAAACAAGCAGCCUUGGGGUCUUAAGGCUUCAGGCAGACCAUCAUCCUCUAAAAGCUCAUUGUUCUGCUGCAGCUUCUGUUUUCUUCAUUGGGGAAGUGACAAGCACAGUACCACCAUGGGGGAUGGAGAAAUGGAGUGCUUUGGGGCUGCGGCCAUCUACCUCCGGAAACCGGAGAGGGAACGCAUUGAGGCCCAGACCAAACCAUUUGAUGCCAAAACGGCUUUCUUUGUGGUUGACAAAGAAGAGGAUUAUGUCAAAGGAACUCUCGAGAAAAGGGAGGGUGGCAAAGUCACUGUCAAAACUCUGGAGGGGGGAAAGGUAGUCACAGUGAAAGAGGAUGAAAUCUUCCCCAUGAAUCCUCCAAAGUAUGACAAAAUUGAGGACAUGGCCAUGAUGACCCACCUCCACGAGCCUGGUGUGCUAUACAACCUCAAAGAGCGUUAUGCGGCAUGGAUGAUCUAUACCUACUCUGGGUUGUUCUGCGUCACUGUGAACCCAUACAAGUGGCUCCCCGUGUACGAUGCCAUGGUCGUUAAUGGAUACAGAGGCAAAAAGAGGAUUGAGGCUCCACCUCACAUCUUUUCUAUCUCUGAUAACGCCUAUCAGUUCAUGCUCCAAGAUCGUGAAAAUCAGUCUGUUCUCAUCACUGGAGAAUCCGGUGCAGGAAAAACUGUAAACACCAAGCGUGUCAUCCAGUACUUUGCAACAAUUGCAGUUGCUGGAGGAAAGAAAGCUGAACAGCCGCAAAAGGCUGGAAAAAUCCAGGGGUCACUGGAGGACCAGAUCAUUGCAGCCAACCCUCUACUGGAGGCCUAUGGUAAUGCCAAGACUGUGAGGAAUGAUAACUCCUCUCGUUUUGGUAAAUUCAUCAGAAUCCAUUUUGGCACAACUGGCAAACUGGCUUCUGCUGAUAUUGAGACUUACCUGCUGGAGAAGUCAAGAGUGACAUUCCAGCUGUCUGCUGAGAGGAGCUACCAUAUCUUCUACCAACUUCAGACUGGGCACAAGGCUGAGCUCAUUGAGGCCCUUCUGAUCACCACCAAUCCCUACGAUUUCCCCAUGAUCAGCCAGGGCGAAAUCACUGUCAAGAGCAUCGAUGACGUUGAGGAACUCAUUGCCACCGAUACGGCUAUUGACAUCCUGGGCUUCACUGCUGAGGAGAAGAUUGGCAUCUACAAGCUCACUGGUGCUGUGAUGCAUCAUGGCAGCAUGAAGUUCAAGCAGAAGCAAAGAGAGGAACAGGCUGAGCCUGAUGGCAAUGAGGUCGCCGAUAAAAUUGCCUACCUCAUGGGCCUAAAUUCUGCUGAAAUGCUGAAGGCUCUUUGCUAUCCAAGAGUGAAGGUUGGAAAUGAAUUUGUGACCAAAGGCCAAACUGUCCCACAGGUCAACAAUUCUGUCAUGGCUCUGUGCAAGUCAGUCUAUGAGAAGAUGUUCUUGUGGAUGGUCAUCCGUAUCAAUGAGAUGUUGGACACUAGACAGCCAAGACAGCAUUUCAUUGGUGUGCUGGACAUUGCUGGAUUUGAGAUUUUUGAUUUCAACAGCUUGGAACAGCUGUGCAUCAACUUCACCAACGAGAAACUGCAACAGUUCUUCAACCAUCACAUGUUUGUGCUUGAGCAAGAGGAGUACAAGAAGGAGGGAAUUCAGUGGGAGUUCAUUGACUUCGGCAUGGAUCUGGCUGCUUGCAUUGAGCUUAUUGAGAAGCCAUUGGGCAUUUUCUCCAUCCUUGAAGAGGAGUGCAUGUUCCCCAAGGCUUCAGACACUACCUUCAAGAACAAGCUGUAUGACCAGCAUCUUGGUAAAACCAAGUGUUUUGAAAAACCCAAGCCAGUCAAGGGAAAACCAGAGGCUCACUUCUCCCUGGUGCACUAUGCUGGCACUGUGGACUACAACAUUAACGGCUGGCUAGACAAAAACAAAGACCCACUGAAUGACUCUGUUGUACAGCUUUACCAGAAGUCAGCAAUGAAACUGCUGGCCUUCUUGUAUGCCUCUCAUGCAAGUGUAGAAGCUGAGGGUGCUGGCGGCGGCAAGAAGGGUGGUGGCAAGAAGAAAGGUGGCUCCUUCCAGACUGUGUCUGCUCUGUUCAGGGAGAACUUGGGCAAGCUGAUGACCAACUUGAGAAGCACCCAUCCUCACUUUGUGCGCUGUUUGAUUCCCAAUGAGUCAAAGACUCCAGGUUUAAUGCAGAACUUCCUGGUACUUCACCAGCUGAGGUGUAAUGGUGUGCUGGAGGGUAUCAGAAUCUGCAGAAAGGGCUUCCCCAGCAGAAUCCAAUACGGUGACUUCAAACAAAGGUACAAAGUGCUGAAUGCCAGUGUAAUUCCUGAAGGACAAUUCAUUGACAACAAGAAGGCUUCUGAGAAGCUCUUGGGUUCCAUUGAUGUAGACCAUACCCAGUAUAUGUUUGGACACACCAAGGUGUUCUUCAAAGCUGGUCUGCUGGGUACCCUUGAGGAGAUGCGAGAUGACAAGUUGGCAAUCCUUGUCACAAUGACUCAGGCUCUUUGCCGUGGUUACGUGAUGAGGAAAGAGUUUGUCAAGAUGAUGGAGAGAAGGGAGGCUAUCUUCACUAUCCAGUACAACAUUCGCUCAUUCAUGAAUGUCAAAACCUGGCCAUGGAUGAGGGUCUAUUUCAAAGUCAAGCCUCUUCUGAAAAGUGCUGAAACUGAGAAGGAACUGGCUACCAUGAAAGAAAACUAUGGGAAAAUGAAGUCUGACCUGGAGACAGCCCAGGCAAAGAGGAAGGAAUUAGAGGAGAAGAUGGUUGCAAUACUGCAAGAGAAGAAUGAUCUGCAGUUAGCUGUAGCAGCUGAAACAGAGAGUCUCUCAGAUGCUGAGGAGAGAUGCGAGGGACUCAUUAAGAGCAAAAUCCAGAUGGAGGCCAAACUCAAAGAGACAACUGAGAGGCUGGAGGAUGAGGAGGAGAUCAAUGCCGAGCUCACUGCUAAGAAGAGGAAACUGGAGGAUGAGUGCUCUGAGCUGAAGAAGGACAUUGAUGACUUGGAGCUCACAUUGGCCAAAGUGGAGAAGGAGAAGCAUGCCACAGAAAACAAGGUUAAAAACCUGACGGAGGAGAUGGCCUCUCAGGAUGAAGCCAUUGCUAAACUGACCAAAGAGAAGAAAGCCCUCCAAGAGGCACACCAGCAAACUCUGGAUGACCUUCAAGCAGAGGAAGACAAAGUCAACACGCUGACCAAAUCCAAAACCAAACUUGAACAGCAAGUAGAUGAUCUGGAGGGCACGUUGGAGCAAGAGAAGAAGCUCCGCAUGGAUCUGGAAAGAGCCAAAAGGAAGCUUGAGGGAGAUCUGAAACUGGCUCAAGAAUCCAUAAUGGAUCUGGAGAAUGACAAGCAACAGUCUGAUGAGAAACUUAAAAAGAAGGACUUUGAAGUAAGUCAGUAUCUCAGCAAGAUUGAAGAUGAGCAAUCACUUGGAGCUCAACUUCACAAGAAGAUUAAAGAACUUCAGGCUCGCAUUGAGGAACUAGAAGAGGAAAUUGAAGCUGAGCGUGCUGCUCGGGCUAGGGUUGAGAAGCAAAGAUCUGAUCUUUCCAGGGAACUUGAGGAGAUCAGCGAGAGGCUUGAGGAGGCUGGUGGGGCCACUGCUGUUCAGAUUGAGAUGAACAAGAAGCGUGAGACUGAGUUCCAGAAGCUGCGUCGUGAUCUUGAAGAGUCCACCCUGCAGCAUGAGGCUACUGCCUCUGCUCUUCGCAAGAAGCAGGCUGACAGCGUGGCUGAAUUGGGAGAGCAAAUAGACAACCUCCAGCGUGUCAAGCAGAAGCUGGAAAAGGAAAAGAGUGAAUACAAAAUGGAGAUAGAUGACCUCUCCAGCAAUAUGGAAGCUGUGGCUAAGUCAAAGGCAAAUCUGGAAAAGAUGUGCCGCACCCUUGAAGAUCAAAUGAGUGUGCUCAAAUCCAAGAGCGAUGAAAAUGUGCGUAAGCUUAAUGAUUUAAGUGCACAGCGGGCAAGGCUUCAAACUGAAAAUGGUGAAUUUGGCCGCCAACUUGAGGAGAAGGAGUCUCUUGUCUCUCAGCUGACCAGAGCCAAACAGGGGUACGUCCAGCAGAUUGAGGAACUAAAGAGACAGGUUGAGGAGGAAGUUAAGGCCAAGAAUGCCCUGGCUCAUGCUGUCCAAUCAGCUCGUCAUGACUGUGAUCUGCUCAGAGAGCAGUAUGAGGAGGAGCAGGAGGCCAAGGCUGAGCUGCAGCGUGGAAUGUCCAAGGCCAACAGUGAGGUGGCUCAGUGGAGGUCCAAAUAUGAGACUGAUGCCAUCCAACGCACUGAGGAGUUAGAGGAGUCCAAGAAAAAGCUUGCACAGCGUCUCCAGGACGCUGAGGAGUCAAUUGAGGCUGUGAACUCCAAGUGUGCCUCUCUGGAGAAAACCAAACAGAGACUCCUGGGUGAAGUGGAGGAUCUCAUGAUUGAUGUGGAGCGUGCCAAUGCACUGGCUGCCAACCUUGAUAAGAAGCAGAGGAACUUUGACAAGGUCCUGGCAGAAUGGAAGCAGAAGUAUGAGGAGGGCCAAGCUGAGCUGGAAAGUGCCCAGAAAGAGGCUCGCUCUCUCAGCACUGAGCUCUUCAAGAUGAAGAACUCAUAUGAAGAGGCACUGGAUCAACUUGAGACCCUGAAGAGGGAGAACAAGAACUUGCAGCAGGAAAUUUCUGACCUAACUGAGCAACUCGGUGAAACUGGCAAGAGCAUUCAUGAGCUUGAGAAGGCUAAGAAGACUGUGGAGACUGAGAAAACAGAAAUACAAACUGCGCUGGAGGAGGCAGAGGGUACUCUUGAGCAUGAAGAGUCCAAGAUUCUUCGUAUUCAGCUGGAGCUUAACCAGGUGAAGAGUGAGAUUGACAGAAAACUGGCAGAGAAGGAUGAGGAGAUGGAACAGAUCAAGAGGAACAGCCAGAGGGUGAUCGACUCCAUGCAGAGCACUCUUGACUCUGAAAUCAGGAGCAGAAAUGAUGCCAUCAAAAUCAAGAAGAAGAUGGAAGGAGAUCUCAAUGAAAUGGAAGUUCAGCUAAGCCAUGCCAACCGCCAGGCAGCUGAAGCCCAGAAGCAACUCAGGAAUGUCCAAGGGCAUCUCAAAGAUGCCCAACUCCACCUUGAUGAUGCUCUCAGAGGACAAGAAGACCUGAAGGAGCAGUUUGCCAUGGUGGACCGUAGGAAUGGCCUCAUGAUAGCUGAGAUUGAGGAGCUGAGAGCUGCCCUAGAACAGACAGAGAGAGCCCGCAAACUGGCCGAGCAGGAACUGGUGGAUGCCAGCGAGCGUGUUGGAUUGCUGCAUUCACAGAACACAAGCCUUAUUAACACCAAGAAGAAGUUGGAGGCUGACCUGGUUCAGGUUCAGGGAGAGGUGGAGGACUCUGUUCAGGAGGCCAGAAAUGCAGAAGAGAAGGCCAAGAAGGCCAUCACUGAUGCUGCCAUGAUGGCUGAGGAGCUGAAGAAAGAACAGGACACCUGUUCUCAUCUGGAGAGGAUGAAGAAGAACCUGGAGGUCACUGUGAAGGACCUGCAGCACCGCCUGGAUGAGGCUGAGAACCUGGCCAUGAAGGGCGGAAAGAAGCAACUCCAGAAACUGGAGGCUAGGGUGCGUGAGCUGGAGGGUGAGGUUGAUGCAGAACAAAGACGUGGAGCUGAUGCUAUUAAAGGUGUCCGCAAAUAUGAGAGGAGAGUCAAGGAACUCACCUACCAGACUGAGGAGGACAAGAAGAAUAUCACCAGACUCCAAGACCUGGUGGACAAGUUGCAGCUGAAAGUAAAGGCCUACAAGAGACAGGCUGAGGAGGCUGAGGAGCAGGCCAACACUCACCUGUCCAGGUACAGUAAGGUGCAGCAUGAGCUUGAGGAGGCUGCAGAGCGUGCUGACAUUGCUGAGUCCCAGGUCAACAAGCUGAGGGCCAAGAGUCGUGAGGCUGGGAGGGGCAAAGAUGCUGAAUAACUGGUGUCGACUAAAGAGCAAGACCAAGGAAACUGCUGAGGAAUCAUAUAAUAUGCAUUCCUAAAUAAAGCCUUAUUAAUCCUUGAAUUUUUGUCUCCUUUUCCUUUUCUACACACCAACCAUCCAACCAACCAUCCGCACACUUUUUGGGCUUGCUAAAUAUCAAUAGCUUUUUCAACUUUGGUAAUGAAAAGCGUUGCUGCAAAUUUAGUUGAAAGCUGCAUCCUCGCGCACUGACCAAAAUUGCUACCUGAUAAAUCUCCAAUAAACAAUAUUUAACCUAAUGGAUGCAUGACCGAUCAUAACGUUCACUGUCUUUUAGCUGCUUCCGUAAAAUUAUGCUUCUCCACUUCAAAAUUAGUUCCGGUGCCCUUAGGUCAAUUGUACCUUUUUAAAUAUACUGUAUAUGUAUAUAUCUGGAAAUAGAUAUCUUAACUAAAAUACUAUUAGCAAUCCUCUAAGAAAAUAUAAGUUUAUACCACUGAUGUUGGCAAUUCAAUACAACACCAAAAAAAAAAAAAAAUUGAGAACAAUGUCUCUGGCAGCUUCGGUAGGUGGAAGCAUAAAACAGAAGUACUGUAGUCUGUUUGAGGUACACAGUCUAUGUAUUUAGGUUUAGGUCUUAAUUUGAGGUGUACUAUUAGAGUGCUAUGUACAGCAUAGUUCUGUAACAAUGCUAUUGUUUGAAGUACUAUUCCACCCUUUCUCUAUGCAGUUUUCUGCUACCUGAUUCAUGAUUCACACGGACACAACAGCAGUGGCAGCUCAAUGUUUCCUCAGAAUAUAGCAACCAACAUUGUCCAAAACAAUGACAGCACUUGAUACAAAUGACAAU
Messenger RNA from Engraulis encrasicolus (European anchovy), 7392 nucleotides. RefSeq names its product myosin heavy chain, fast skeletal muscle-like. Gene Ontology annotation, cellular component: myosin II complex; cytoplasm; myosin filament. The record is from RefSeq and is a predicted model, not a curated record. Gene Ontology annotation, molecular function: ATP binding; microfilament motor activity; actin filament binding. Gene Ontology annotation, biological process: muscle contraction. NCBI's taxonomy places the organism in Eukaryota, Metazoa, Chordata, Actinopteri, Clupeiformes, Engraulidae. The transcript has 41 exons. Bases 564 to 6557 code for a protein of 1997 amino acids.